Eleginops maclovinus (Patagonian blennie) is the source of this 5507-nucleotide messenger RNA. It is a transcript of the gene efnb1, whose product is annotated as ephrin-B1. Gene Ontology annotation, cellular component: plasma membrane. The record is from RefSeq and is a predicted model, not a curated record. Lineage: Eukaryota; Metazoa; Chordata; Actinopteri; Perciformes; Eleginopidae. Gene Ontology annotation, biological process: axon guidance; ephrin receptor signaling pathway. Gene Ontology annotation, molecular function: ephrin receptor binding. The transcript is spliced from 5 exons. The coding region runs from base 795 to 1793 and encodes 332 amino acids.
GGAGUGCACAGAGUGUUUUACACGGUUUAAAAAACAAUACACCGGCAUGGAAAUGUUGGCGAGCGGAUUUACAACUACGGAGCGUGUCCAGUGAGCAGGUCUAACCUUCCCUCGGUACUUUUUUUGUACGCAUAACCCGGGAGACGUACAGUUUUAUUUACGCACCGUUCCACGCAGCAUGUCCCAGUCGGACUAGAAGAGACGACCCUGCUGGAGCGCAACACGGGAACGGCGCUGAGAGCCGGAGGAAUAUUUACAAUAGAAACUAAAUUCCUUUUGGAGAAGAAUAGCAAAGGGCAGCAGGAGGCGGAGGAGUGAAAGACAACACUGGAAUGAAGUGGACCUCGGGAUUCCCAGCGUGCUGCAGAGUUGUGACUGAUGGAUGAAUGUGGCCAUCUGUAGGCUAUAUCCAGCGACAGGUACAGGCACCAACAGGGGAGCUUUGACAAAGACGCUUCCUCAGCAGCCGCAUCGCCCCAAUUGUGUCCCUCUAAAAAAAACUGCACUGCCAGUCAGAUCUAUCCAAGAAGGUCGACUCUUUUUGUCUCAGCCACAGGUCAACCAGGACACUGCUUCUUUCCUCCCAGAUCCGAUCAAGAACCAGCGGAUAGUUCCGUCAAGGACAUCAAUUCUGGUGCAGGUUUAACAAAAAAAAAGGUCUGACAGAAGGACAUGUAUCUGACAUCGACCUCACAUGCUCCCGACUGAUCGUAGCUCACCUUCCCGCAGAUAACGCGCACCGUCCGACGCUCCGGGUUAUCGGCUCUCUGUCUUGUCGCUGUACGCUGAUCAGAAUGGCGGGACUCGGGUGUUGGAAGUAUUACCUCUGGAUCUUUAUUUUAAUGUGCAGGUCGGCGCUACCUUCAGCCAAAUCAAUGGAGACUAUCAUUUGGAACUCGCAGAAUUCCAAGUUUCUGAUGGGUAAGGGUCUCGUGAUAUACCCAGACAUCGGGGACAAGCUGGACAUCAUCUGUCCCAAAGCGGACGAUGGAAGAGAGUACGAGUUCUACAAGCUGUACCUGGUGAAGAGGGAGCAGGCGGACACCUGCAGUACAGUCCUCGAUCCCAAUGUGCUGGUCAACUGCAACAAGCCCGAGAAGGACAUCAAGUUCACCAUUAAGUUCCAGGAGUUCAGCCCCAACUACAUGGGCCUGGAGUUCAAGAGGAACGUCAACUACUACAUCACCUCAACCUCCAACGGUACCGUGGAGGGCCUGGAGAACCGGGAGGGAGGCGUGUGCAAGAGUCGAGCCAUGAAAGUCGUCAUGAAAGUCGGGCAAGUCCCGAACGCAGCGAACCCUGCAGUGCCGGAGGGUCCAGAGGACAACGCCAUACCGGAGUCCAGUCCCAGUCCACCCGACAAGGGACCAAUUGGCCCCGAUAUGCCAGGAAACCCUGACACCAUAAAUCAGGGCCAACCCGAUUCUUCGGGCAACUCGGACAGCUUCCUCAACUCCAAAUUGGCCUUGUUCUCCACCAUCGCGGCCGGCUGCAUCAUCUUCCUCCUGCUCAUCCUCCUCCUCGUCAUCUUGCUAAUCAAGAUGCGCAAGCGCUCCAGGAAACACGCCCACUCGCAGCCCCGCCCCUCGGCGCUGUCACUCAGCACACUGUCCAAUCCCAAGAUGCCCGGCGGCACGGCUGGCACGGAGCCCAGUGACAUCAUCAUUCCGCUGCGGACAGAGAACAACUACUGCCCUCACUACGAGAAGGUGAGCGGUGACUAUGGCCACCCCGUCUACAUUGUCCAGGAGAUGCCGCCGCAGAGCCCUGCCAACAUCUACUACAAAGUCUGACGAGCUCCGCUCAGCCAGCCACAUAGCCGGGAGAGAGAAUGAGAGGAGCGCUUGAUUUAUGUUCUUGGGAAGAACACUUUCCUUUGCAUUUUGGGGACUUGAUGCUUCUUCAAGCCCGUGUUAUUUCUACCACCUGCUGCACAAAUCUGGAGAGACACGCACUGACAUGGGGUCGCGAGCUGACUGCUGAGAAAGGUUUAUUCUGUUUGUUUGGGGUGUCUGACAAUCCCCACCUGCCCCUCAUCCUCCCCCUCACCACCUUACUACCUUCUAUAUCUCCCCACUGUGCUCCAACAAGGGGGGGAGGCGGGGCUGGAGCGAACCAACAGAUGGGACUCCAGCUUCCUGGUCCGCUGUCCCCUUUAACGGGCAGGAUAUAACUUAUCUCAGUUCCCUGAAGUACAGUCUGUGCAACACCCAAUUAAACACACCAUAGCAGCACACUAGCCAGAAACAAGCAGACACAGGUCCCAAACGCCGCUCAGCCUGCAGUUCAGGUGCUAGCGUUAAAAAAACGAGUGUGUGUUUGUGUCUGCGUGCAUGUGUGUUAGUAGUCAGGGCUCCGUGCUGGGCCAGGAAACUCUCCAGAUAGCUCAGGUAUCAGACACAGUGUGUGAAAUAACGUGUUCCCUCUCCCCUUCGCACCUCUGAUGUUUGCCUUACUUACUAUUUUUGAUGGAGGAUUUCCUUGAAAACCCUGAUUCAGUUCACAAAGCAGUUGUAUUUUGUUAGACUUUUCCUACAAGUGCACAAUGUAUAGAGUUGAAUAGAUCAUCAUUACUCUAUCUUAUCACCACCACCACCCACGACAUCCAUUAAGUCAUCUGAUAUUUUUCCCGAGAAUGCACCUUGACCCUGACUGUUAAUGUCGAGGUUUGUUUGUGUGUGUGUGUGUGUAUCCUGGAAAAACUCCCUUCUCCGCUGGUCUGAUUUCAGCUUUAUCAUUACUCUGUUAUUUACGACCUACUUGUGUGUAUUUAAAGGUGUGUCCUCUAUGUGUGUGUGUGGGUUUGGGCAUGUCCAGACCAGUCCUGUAUCUGGGCAGAAUUUCUGGCUAAGAGGAAGAACACUGUUACUGUAUCGUAAAAGUUCAAAAACAAGACAGACAGACAGGCAGACAGACAGACAGACACAGACAGACAGACAGACAGACAGACAGACAGACAGACAGACAGACAGACAGACAGACAGACAGACAGACAGACAGACGUGCUGACAAACAGACAAUCCCGAGGUCUUAUUAAACCCUGCCACCAUGUCAGUGCUCCAGUUGGCUCCCAGCAAAGGUGUUUUUGAGGUUUAGGGUAGAUGUUUAUCCAGACAGCAGGCAGGUUGAUAUUUGUUUGUUCUUUCUUCUGAUGCUCCGAUGUCUCAAACGGUUGGAUCAGUGCCUGCUGCUGCCUGGGCGGGGUGGGCGUAGGUUGUGUGGUCGCCACUGAUUGGCUGGCCUACAUAGGUAAGACGCCCUAUAUAUGAGUUGGGUAGCGAGCUAUGGCUGAACAUUGGGAUAUAGUAUUGCGAGAUGCCAAUUGGCUGCCAUCUGUAGAUGAGUCAGUGGUGUCGCCAGCGUGUGACUAAUCUCUGUGCCAUCUCUGUGCCCACACUCACCAGCCCGGGGAAAAGUGAGAGUGGCGCAUAGAGGAUAAAAUGUUCCUGUGACUUGGCUAUAACCUGAGAGGAAGAUGGCGGUGCAGAUGGGGAUAAGGGGUGGGGGGAGUGAUGGGUGCGGUGGUGGACGGGUGGGUAGAGGUGUUUUAGCAUUAUUUUUUUCCAUCCUCUCCCCAGUUGUGCUGUGAAUAAAAAUGCUGUGCAGAAUAUUCCUCAGUCAAGGUGUAGAGCUGGUGAGGACACUGCAGCUCAGCUAUCUCACAGCCCAGGGCAGCGGCACCGAGACAGGAUUUACUGCGGCUGGAUGUGUGCACACCGAAGCUCGCUUUUAGGGGAUGGAACCUGUCUAUGUGCACAUGUAGGUGCUUUCGACGAGCUCAUUUCUGCUUAUGAUUGCAGUUUUUCUGCAUGUGUGUGUAUAAAUGCUUCUGUGGUCUAGCAGCCCAGCAGAUUUGUUUUUUGGGGACUGGAACUCCAAACUGUGUGGCUGCCAGAGUACGGAGCGCCGCAGUCCUGGUUAAUGAUGUGUGAGAGGAGAGGGGAGCAGAUAAGGACAGCUAUUCCUCAGCACGCACACUCGAGCUGACGUUUGACGCACACGUGCACACAAACACGCACAGACACGCCGAGACUGACGGGUCCAGGUUUUAUCUCCAGUCAAACGGUCAGGCUGCCUGGUGAAUGUUUAUUCCCCGGCAGAGACACCAAUCACCCGCUGCCACAUACUGUUGCCAUCCACGGAUAUACACUGCUGAGUUAAAAGGCAGCCCUGCUUGAACACUCGGGGAAGACUCCAGUGGCUUUUGCGUGUCGUUAACCUCGGAGUUAACAGCCUAAACAGCUGCUCGUGCUUUAGUGGUCCUGUGUUUUAACUCAGCAUGCAGCCCUCAGCGGCCCUCUGUGAAACACAUUUAAAUCAAAUAUUUUUGUUUCGGAUCAGUGCGCAUCCAUUCACCUACAGCGGCCAAGGGAGUCAUUACCAAAUUACCACCAUAUCUUAUUUUUAUCCAUACCAGUGACCACUCAAUGUUAUUCAAUUUUGUUUGGGGAGAAAAAAAAAAGAAAAAUGAAAUAACAGAGAUGUAAAUAUAUGGAUAGAGCCCAAUUUAAGAUGUAAUUUCACCUGAACACUGCUCAUCAGAAGAAUUUAAGAUUAGAUUUUUGUAAUGGAGGAUGUUUGUAAAUAGUUGUCUUUUUAAAGUGUGUUUUGUAUGAAUCCUUGCAUUUUGUCUCUGUUUGCAAUAUGUUUUUAUUUUCUUUUAGAGUUAAACUGAAUAUUGCAACGGACACAAGCUGUUUUUUUGCAGCGUCCAGUAUUGUCAAAAAGUCUUUGUUACCACACGUGUUAAAGAUAAAAAAAUAACUGGGGUUCAGAGUUUUUACAUCGCCAUUCAACAGAAUUGUAGUUGCUGUAGAGAAACUGUUCAGGACUGAAGCUUUGUCACGGAGUAGCUUUGAAAUGGAUAGGUCAUUUAAACUAUGGAUGAUAAGGCUCCUUCCCUGUUGGAGACAGCACUUAACUCUGCGUAUGAAGACUGUGUUAUUCCACUGCCUUUGAGUUCCCUACACCUUCCACUCCAUUAUUAGAUGUAACAAAACAUUUUGGUCCAGAAAGAUUAAUCUUUUCUCAUUUUUAAUAAGUCUAUCGGGCUUGACGGAGAGAGACGUAGAGCGAGGGGGAGAGAGGAAGGAGAAAAGAGGCCACGUAUGAGAGUGUGACCGUUCUGCGCUCACCAUAAAUCAUCCGCUUUACUCCACUCAUUAUCUCCCAGGCGGUCCUUUGUUUUAAAGUUGCUCUCUCCCUCCUAAUUUAGCACAAGGAUGUUGGUCGCUCAUGGUAUGAGCCUCUCACUGUAGGUUGAUUUCUGCUAUUGUUCAAAGCCACAGUAUUAUUUUUCAAUGUGCAUGUGUAAGCAGAACCUGUUGAAUUUGUUUCCUUUUGUUUGAAUCAUAACUGUCAAGUUUUGUUAUUUUAUUUUUUUGCCAUUCACUUCUUUUGCCGCUUCUCAGCGUAACAUAUUGGCACCAGCUACAAUGGAAAAUAAUGUUCCACCAGUUUGGAAAUUACCGCAUAUUGAUAAAUAAAAUUUUUCCCAUGGAACUUGU